Messenger RNA from Oncorhynchus nerka (sockeye salmon), 1080 nucleotides. RefSeq names its product zinc finger protein 271-like. The record is from RefSeq and is a predicted model, not a curated record. The coding region runs from base 253 to 1080 and encodes 275 amino acids. Gene Ontology annotation, molecular function: RNA polymerase II cis-regulatory region sequence-specific DNA binding; DNA-binding transcription factor activity, RNA polymerase II-specific. The transcript is spliced from 2 exons. Lineage: Eukaryota; Metazoa; Chordata; Actinopteri; Salmoniformes; Salmonidae. Gene Ontology annotation, biological process: regulation of transcription by RNA polymerase II.
ACGUUUAAUCUAGUGGACGGAACGCUUCUUCAACAACUGCAGCCACCUCGGUAGCUCGCUAGACAACAACGUCGGAACAUUCAAGUUCUUUAGACAAUUUCGUGGUUUAUUUGCCACUAUGAUUUAAACAUACUUAUGUGGAAACAACUAGAUACCCCAUUUAAUUUAAUAUUUACGUUGUAAGUCAACUUGCUGGCUGGUUAAGUUAGCACUAGUCUAGUCGCUAAUACUAACUAGCUAUUAUUUCCGAACAUGAGUUCACUAAGCUACUCUCCUCCUGUUAAAGAAGAGGGGGUCUGCUGGACGGAGAAAGAAGCUCUCGUGAAAGAGGAGGAAGAGGAGGCUGUUACAAUACAAAAACAAGUAGAGGGUGAGGCUGUUACCGUGAAAGAAGAAGAGAAAGACGCCUUCAGAGUGGAGGAUGAAGACCUUUUUGGAAUGAAGGAUGAAGAGGGGGAGAUUACUGUCACAUUAGAGGAGGACGAAGAAGAGAAGACUGGAGAUCUGAUUAACACCAGAAAAUACAGAGAGAGACGGGACUACCGUGGGUCCUCUGGGGAGCCUCAACAACCUCAUGACGCUGACGAGGCAGAGAAGAGUCUCUCCACAUUAGAACACCCCAAGAAACACCUGCAGAGAUCCACAGGGAAGAGAACUCUCUGCUGCUCUGACUGUGGGAAGAGAUUCACCUCAUCAGGCAUUACAAUUCAUCAGCGAACACACACAGGGGUGAAAUCUUAUAGCUGUGAUCAAUGUGGGAAGAGUUUUACUACAUCUGGCUCUCUGACGUUACACCAGAGAACACACACAGGAGAGAAACCUUAUAGCUGUACUCAAUGUGGGAAGAACUCAGCUCAGCAGCCUAAUAACACACCAGAGAAUUAUAGCUGUACUCAAUGUGGGAAGAGGUUUACUCAACAAUGCAACCUGAUAUCACACCAGAGAAUACACACAGGAGAGAAAUCCUAUAGCUGUGAUGAAUGUGGGAAGAGUUUUACUCAACACACUGAUUCACAGAGAACACACACAGGAGAGAAAAAGCUGUACUCAAUGUGGGAAGAGUUUUACUCAGCUGCCUAA